AUGGUGCAGGCCUGGCCCAUGCCCUGGCGUGCGCUGGGCGCCGGCGUUCUCGGACCACGCCCCGGCGUCCCGCAGCAGCAAGCAUUCUUCGCCGGGGGUGCACCUCCCGCUCCUCAUCCAUACGGCUACGGCUACGGCGGAUACCCGGCCCUCCUCCCCGGCUCCACCUACGGCUCGCCUGGCCCCAGUUCCAGCAACGCGCCUUCUCCGCCACAGCCGCCGUGGGACAUGGGCGGGCUCCAGAGCGCGCUCCAGGUUGCGCACACGUCGUCGUCGCCCCCGACCAGGACCUCCGACUGGUACAUGGACUCCGGUGCCUCCUCGCACAUGACCUCCAACCCUGGUACUCUCCACUCCCUUCACCCGUCUUUUCCUCCCCGUGAUAUCAUCAUUGGCAAUGGGGGCCGCAUGCCAAUCACCCAUACUGCUCACGGAUAUCCGCACCCGCCUGGUGAUCCUUCGAUGUGA
Messenger RNA from Aegilops tauschii subsp. strangulata, 468 nucleotides. The record is from RefSeq and is a predicted model, not a curated record. NCBI's taxonomy places the organism in Eukaryota, Viridiplantae, Streptophyta, Magnoliopsida, Poales, Poaceae.